Messenger RNA from Encephalitozoon intestinalis ATCC 50506, 1479 nucleotides. RefSeq lists its product as uncharacterized. Lineage: Eukaryota; Fungi; Microsporidia; Unikaryonidae. Bases 1 to 1479 code for a protein of 492 amino acids. The transcript has a single exon. The record is from RefSeq and is a predicted model, not a curated record.
AUGAAUUUAGGAUGGCUACUGAAGAUUCCAAUGCGAAAACAUUCAAACAGGAAAAUAAUUGUAUAUGAAAAUAGCAUGGCUUCGUUUUACUCUAGGACGUUUGAAAUAAUUGAAGAGCAUAUUUCUACCAUAUCCAAUAAUGAACAUCAUAGAGAUGGAUUAGUAGAGUAUAUAGAAAUGUUAUCAUAUUUUCAAAUCUCUAAUGAAGAUCAUGAGAAAAAAGAAGAAAUUAAUAGACAAAGGCAAAGCUUACUUAAGAAAUUUAGAUCCCUAACCUUAAUUAGUAUUUCAAAAGUAGAAAAAGACAAUAGGAAAAUAUUGAAAUCUUAUCAUGGAGUAUUACAUCUUUUAGAUUUGAUUGGUUUUGGUGUAAAUCCUUAUGAAAUGGUUUUAAAAAAAUGGUUAAACACCAAUUGUAUGAUAAUUAGUGAUGUAGAAAGACAUGCCAUAAGAGGAAAUUUCGAAAAAGUGAUCGAAGCAUAUCCCUAUUUAAACGAGGCUAUUAAUAAUUAUUUAAACUUAAGGAAGACGUCAGGAAAUGAAUACAGGAAAUUAUUUGCGUCUUGGAAGAUCAAAUAUUUUAAAAUUAUUCCCAAUAAUUUAAAGGAAAUUCUUUUUCAUAAUAUUAACGGGGAUGGUAUUGACUGGAUUGAUCAUAUUUGCUAUAAAUCGUUUUGUAUGAACACACAAAGGAAUGGGAUCGAUCUUAUAAAUAGGGAAGAUGAAAUCGGAAUGAUAUUAACACAUAAUUAUGAUGCACUAAUAGAACGUUCUAAAGGAUGGAUUAGACUAGUAUUAUUGUUCGUUUGCCCUCAUACAAAAUUUGAUUUAUUUCCAAGAGCAUUUGAAUCUAUCGGGAAAUUCCUAUAUUUAUCAGAUUAUCGCUUAUCUUUGAGAUUUUUUUCGUACACAGAGAAACUAAUCUUAUACUUUAAUCACUUUUCCUGUAAGUUUUCUAAAAGUCUUUCGGAUUUAGAAUUCUUGGUUGAGUAUUCCAAAAAAAAUAAUAUUAAUGGAAAUUCUUUGUUAAAAGAGUACUGCCAAAAUCUUCUUUCUAAUCAAGAGUAUUAUAAUCUUUUUUAUGUUAUAUCUAAAUAUGAGCUCUGCGAUAUAAACAUAAAUUCCGAGUUUAUAGAAUUCUGUAUUAGAAAUACAACAAUACUAACUGAAAACUUCACUAAAACAUCGUAUGGAAUUUUUAUUGGAAACUUUAGGAGAUUUCUUAGUGGAAUAAAAGUUGGUGAAGGUGAAAUUAUAGCAUUGAUAAAUUCAGAUUAUUUUUCAGCUCUAGAUAGUAGAACAUUUGAAAUAAUACUAGAGAACAGAUGCAUUACUGUGAACAUGCUUUAUAAGCUUUUAGAAGGAAUGUUAAAUGUGGAAAGAAAAGGGAAGUCUAAUCCCAUAUUGAAAAGCAAAAAAGCUUUAGUUCUCAAUAAGUUAGCGGAAUCUACAGGUCUCGGGAAGGACAUAUCAAUUUAA